UUUCCAGAUUGUGGCUAUGGCCUGCAUUAAUCUUGCUUCCAAAAUUGAAGAAGCUCCCCGUCGGAUAAGAGAUGUGAUCAAUGUUUUCCAUCACUUACGCCAACUAAGAAUAAAAAGCGACCAGCUACAUUUACCAAAGCCUGGGUGAUGUGGAGUGGUUCAUAGAGAUGAAGCUGUCGUCAUGGCAACAGACUCCAAGCCCAUUGAUACUUGAUCAGAACUACAUAAACACCAAAAAUCAAGUAAUCAAAGCAGAAAGGAGGGUGCUGAAGGAAUUGGGAUUUUGUGUUCAUGUCAAGCAUCCACAUAAGAUCAUUGUUAUGUACUUGCAAGUCUUAGAAUGUGAGCGUAAUCAAACACUCGUCCAGACAGCCUGGAAUUACAUGAAUGACACUCUUCGAACCAAUGUAUUUGUUCGAUUUCAACCAGAAACAAUAGCUUGUGCUUGCAUCUAUCUUGCUGCUAGAGCUCUUCAAAUUCCUUUACCUAAUCGUCCUCAUUGGUUUUUACUUUUUGGAACUACUGAAGAAGACAUUCAGGAGAUAUGUUUAAAAACACUUAAGCUUUACACUAGGAAAAAGCCUAAUUAUGAAUUGCUUGAUAAGGAAGUAGAAAAAAGAAAAAUGGCUCUACAGGAAGCUAAAUUAAAGGCCAAAGGAUUAAAUCCAGAUGGAACUCCAGCUCUUUCAACAUUGGGAGGCUUUUCACCUGCUUCCAAGCCCUCAUCUCCAAGAGAAAUAAAAACAGAAGAAAAAUCUCCAGUGUGUAUUAAUGCAAAAACUAUCAAAAAAGAACCAGAAGACAGGCAGAUGGUUUCCAAAAGUCCUUAUAACGGAAUGAGAAAAGAGAGCAAGCGAAGCAGAAGCAGUAGAAGUGGUAGCCGAUCAAAGUCAAGAACAAAAUCACGAUCCAGGUCUCACUCUCCAAGGAGACAUUACAACAAUAGACGGAGUCUCUCGGGAACCUACAGCUCAAGAUCCAGAAGCAGAUCACGUAGUCACAGUGGCAGCCCUCGAAGACACCAUAAUCACGGAUCACCCCAUCUAAAACCAAAGCACAGCAGAGAAGAACUGAAAGGAGUAAACAGACACAGUCACAAGCGGAAAAAGUCUCGUUCACGUUCUCAGAGCAAAUCUAGGGACCAUUCAGACCUCGUUAAGAAACACAGGCACGAGCGAGGACACCACAGAGAAAGGCGAGAAAGGUCUCGUUCGUUUGAGAGAUCACAUAAAAGCAAGCACCAUGGUGCUGGUCGAUCAGGACACAGCAGGCACAGGCGCUGAAUGUGGGUGCAUUGCUUAUUACCUUUGUUUGGAUGUUAUACAAGGUAUUGGGACUCUUUGAAACUUGAAGUCAAUUAGGAUUUAAAUUUGAAGCCCAGUAUGUCCAAGAAUGUAAGACACGUUCAAAAAAAUGUUGAAUGUUUGCACAUAAAAUACCUUAGCAGUAUCAUCUAAUUUGAAACAAUAAUCAGGUUAAAUUGUAUGUGUUUAGGAUUGUGGUAUCAAUAUGAAAACUGGAGAUCUGUUUCUGUACAAAUGUAUCUUAUUUUUAUACAAACAUUGCAGACAUUUCUAUUUAAGUAUAGUUAUUUGUUUAAGAUAAUGGUGGGUACUUUCUUACACUGGUUUUAGUCUGCAUGUGUAAAUUUUUUUUUACAAACAAAAAAUAAAAUAUACAACUUUUUACUA
This is a messenger RNA of Notechis scutatus (mainland tiger snake), 1691 nucleotides long. The record is from RefSeq and is a predicted model, not a curated record. NCBI's taxonomy places the organism in Eukaryota, Metazoa, Chordata, Lepidosauria, Squamata, Elapidae.